This is a messenger RNA of Colletotrichum paranaense, 1431 nucleotides long. RefSeq names its product histidinol dehydrogenase. Gene Ontology annotation, cellular component: cytoplasm; cytosol. The record is from RefSeq and is a predicted model, not a curated record. Lineage: Eukaryota; Fungi; Ascomycota; Sordariomycetes; Glomerellales; Glomerellaceae. The annotation marks the transcript as partial. Gene Ontology annotation, molecular function: NAD binding; metal ion binding; histidinol dehydrogenase activity. The transcript is spliced from 3 exons. Gene Ontology annotation, biological process: L-histidine biosynthetic process.
UGUAAAACCAUCCUUGCCCCCUUCACUCCGUCUCCAGGUCAAACCAUAAUAGUACUACAAGAUCUCUUUACCUCAAUAAGUCCAUAUUCCAGACCUACCAUUGCUUGUAUAUCACCAUCGUCCACAAUGGUCCAAUACCUCAAAUCCAAAGCUGCUACAAAUGGCACCAACUCCACAUCUCCGCUCGAUGUCCCAGGGAUUGUAAGGGGCGUGAUUGACGACAUUCGGGCAACUGGCGACAAAGCUGUUCGGACUUAUUCAGAAAAGUUCGACAAGUGGUCGCCGGCGUCCUUCAAGCUCUCUCAAUCAGACAUUGACUCGAUCGUUGCCAAAGUUCCGGCCCAAGUUAUUGCCGACAUCAAGACGGUUCAGAACAACGUUCGGACAUUUGCUCUGGCCCAACGAGAUUCUCUGAGGGAAUUUGAGCUCGAAAUUCGCCCAGGUGUUUUUCUUGGACAGAAGAAUAUCCCUAUCGAUCGUGUCGGCGCUUACAUCCCUGGAGGACGGUAUCCAUUACUCGCGUCCGCGCACAUGACAAUUCUUACGGCUAAAGCAGCCGGGGUCCCCAAAGUUAUCGCCUGUACACCUCCAAUCAACGGGCAGAUACCCCCUUCAACCGUGGCGGCUGCAUAUCAUGCGGGAGCUGACGAGAUCUGGAUCCUUGGCGGCGUCCAGGCCGUGGCGGCAAUGGCCAUUGGUACCGAAACUAUGGACAAGGUCGACUUCAUCGCGGGUCCCGGUAACGCCUUUGUAGCAGAAGCUAAAAGGCAGCUCUUUGGUGAGAUUGGGAUUGAUCUUCCCGCCGGACCGACUGAGAUCCUCAUUGUCGCCGACGACAAGGCGGAUCCGACAACCGUUGCUACUGAUCUUCUUUCUCAAGCGGAACAUGGGCCGGAUACUCCGGCAGUCCUAAUCACCAAUUCGAGGACCGUAGCCCAAAAGUCCAUUGAGGAGGUUGAUCGCCUGCUGAAGAUUCUGCCAACUGCACCGCUGGCCUCGGUCUCUUGGAAUACCUACGGCGAAGUGAUUGUAGUCGAUUCUCUAGACGAGGCCUAUGCCUUGGCAGAUGAUUAUGCAAGCGAACAUGUUCAAAUCCUGACGGAAAAACCGAGGGAGGCCCUGGAGAAGAUGAGAAACUACGGCGCUCUGUUCCUUGGGGCCAAGACUUGCGUUUCCUAUGGCGACAAGUGCAUUGGUACAAACCAUGUCCUACCAACGAAGAAGGCAGGUAGAUUUACUGGGGGGCUCUGGGUGGGAAAGUUCCUGAAGACUGUUACUUACCAGGAAGUUGUUUCCGAGUCGGAGAGCGGAGAGCUGGGUCGAUUGUGUGGUCGUGCUGCACGCGCUGAGAACUUUGAGGGUCAUGCUCGCUCUGGGGACCUCAGAGCCAAGCAAUUUUUGGGUGACCAGUUCGAAUGGCUAAGCAAAUAG